AGAGCCACUUCCAUUGAGCCACUGCAAUGAGACUGCAACGCUUAAGCAGUAAAACGGCAAUCACGGCCAUGAAAAGCAGGCGCUACUGCUGCUCUCAGGGUUUUUCUGAGGUCAAACUGAGUGGUGAAGAGUUGUUGUCAAACAUGCUUAACAGAAAAUGGAUGCUGCAUAUUCCUGAUACCAAAAUUCACCAAGUAAUGCUUUUGCCCCUUCAAGGACAACACACAGCAGGACUAUUUGCUGAUGUUUCUUUUAUAAACAGAUCUUGCUCCUAUUUUGGAGAUCGUGUGGUGGAGAAAGACAGUCAAAAUCCAUCCUUCUAUAUUGUGAGGGAUGAUUUGUUGCAUCCCUUGGUAAAUGGUAAUAAAGCAAGAAAAUUAGAUGCAUUGCUUCCACUCCUUAUGGAUCAUUCAGUAACUGAUGUGGUUACAUGUGGAGGCUGUCAAAGUGCACAUGCAGCAGCUGUAGCUGUUUCAUGUGCAGAGGCAGGAUUAAAUUCACAUUUGCUUCUGAGAGGGGAGCAACCUGAAGUCCUGACUGGCUAUAACCUGAUUUCAACAUUACAUGGAAACGUAACCUAUGUUCCAAGAAAUCUUUAUGCCCAUAGGAAGAGCAUGCUGAAGAACCAUGCUAAUUUGGUGGCAGGAAAUACUGGUCAUGUUUUAUGGUGUGAUGAUAUCCUUGAGACCUUUUUCACAAACCAGACAUCUAAUGCUUUGAACUCAGAGCAAAUGGAUGGACGUACAAGCAUUGAGAACCAUCUAAAGAAGGUUUUGAUUGUCAAUGAAGGAGCUGGUGAUGCUGUAGCAUUACUAGGUGUCAUUCGCCUGGUAGAGUACUUAUGCCAGGAUCAUUUACUUGGAAAAAAGAGACCCAUAAAAUUGGUUGUAGAUGCUGGGACUGGUACAACGGCAAUUGGCUUGGGACUUGGAGCCUUAUGUUUUGGGCUCCCUUGGGAAGUAACUGCGGUAUUGCUGGUUGAAACAGUUGAUGCAUACAGACAAAGGGAAAAACACUUGAUUUCUGAGUUCAGGACACGAUUUGGUUUUCAUCUCAUCGAUCAUUGCUUAAAUGAAGUCCAUGGUGGAAUUGUUCAUUGGGUAGAGCGCAGCCAUAGGAGAAAAUUUGGCAAUGUAUUGGAAGGAGAGCUAGAGGCGUGCCAACAAAUUGCACAACAAACUGGCAUUCUGGUUGAUCCUGUGUAUACUUUAGCUGCUUGGGAAAUGACAAUCCAACUGAGUAAGGAGAAAACAAAAGGGGGUGCAGAAGUGGUAAUGCUUCACACAGGGGGAACUCUCGGCAUUUUUGGUUUAGCACAGAGGUACAAAACUUAUUUCCGUAACCUCAGAGAUGGAUUAUCUGCUGUAAAAGUUGCAGAUGAUUAAUGUUGUAGAUCAGAAACAUGGAAAUUUUGGUGUAAAAAAUUUCUCGUUCUUGUAAUCUAAGUUGUAGCUGUGUAUGUGCAUGUGCUUGCGCACUUGCACAUUAUCUUGUAAUUUGAGGACAAGAAUUCUCUUGGUUUUCCUUAUUAGUGCUUUAACUUGUUAGCUGAUCUGUUCUUGACCUUGGGCUGGAUUUUUUGUCUUUAUUGUGCUUGGGCCAGUCCCAAUUACUUUGGGCCGUAGCCUUUUUUUCCGAAUCCAAAAAUUCUCAUUUUGUGCAA
Molecule: messenger RNA, 1663 nt
Organism: Jatropha curcas
Lineage: Eukaryota; Viridiplantae; Streptophyta; Magnoliopsida; Malpighiales; Euphorbiaceae
Product: Pyridoxal-5'-phosphate-dependent enzyme family protein
Molecular function (GO): D-cysteine desulfhydrase activity
Source: RefSeq, a predicted model, not a curated record